AUGUUGACGGUCGAAAAGUCAUGGGUCAACGUACAGGAAAAGACCUUCACCAAAUGGCUGAACAAUAAGCUGAAGGCACGCGACCUAGCCAUCGAGAAUCUGACCACUGAUCUCUCCGAUGGAGUGAGUGUCCCCACCCCCCGAACCACAAUCAACACCAUCCUAACAUACCCUCACAAGGUCAUACUCAUUCACCUGCUCGAGAUCCUGGGCGGGGAGUCGCUGGGCCGAUAUGCCUCCAAGCCAAAACUGCGCGUGCAGAAAUUCGAAAAUGUCAACAAGAGCCUCGACUUCAUCAAGUCGCGCAAGAUCCAAAUGACCAACAUCGGCGCCGAGGAUAUAGUCGAUGGCAAUCGGAAGAUCGUGCUGGGUCUGAUUUGGACGCUGAUUCUACGUUUUACUAUCAGCGACAUCAACGCUGAGGGCCUGACCGCCAAGGAAGGGUUGUUGCUCUGGUGCCAGAGGAAGACGGCAUGCUACGAAGAUGUCGAGGUGCGCGACUUCUCUUCCAGCUGGAAUGACGGAUUGGCUUUCUGUGCCUUGCUUGACAUCCACCGUCCGGACCUGAUCGACUAUGACACCCUGGACAAAAAAGACCACCGCGGUAACAUGCAGCUGGCGUUUGAUAUUGCAGCAAACGAGAUCGGUAUCCCGGACCUGCUGGAUGUGGACGAUGUAUGCGACGUGCCUCGGCCCGAUGAACGCUCGCUCAUGACAUAUAUUGCCUACUGGUUCCAUGCCUUUUCGCAGCUGGAGAAAGUGGAAAAUGCCGGGCGGCGGGUGGAGAAGUUUGUUAACAAUAUGCACGGAGCGUGGGAGAUGGAAAACUCGUACGAGCGCCGGGUGAGAGAGCUGCUGCGGGCGAUUGGCGCCCAGCGUGAGGGGUGGAAGAAUGCUUCUUUUGAAGGGACCUACAAGGAUGUCAAGGAGCAGGCCAACCAGUUCGCGCUGUACAAGCGGAAUGAGAAACGUCAGUGGGUUGCCGAGAAGUCAGACCUGGCCGCUUUGCUGGGCAAUAUCAAGACCAAGCUGGGGACCUAUCGACUGCGCCCUUACGAGCCGCCGCGCGAGCUGAGUCUGGAGAUCUGCGACCAGGAGUGGGAGCGUUUGACCCACGACGAGCAUAAACGCAGUCAGUUGAUCAACGAGACCAUCCGCGAUAUCAAGAACAACCUGCGCCGCUCCUUCGCUGAUAAGGCUAACGACUUUGCGCUCACACUGAAGACUCUGUCGCUAGCCAUUUCCGGGCUGGAUGGCGAUGUCGAAGACCAGCUAAAUCAUGUCCAGAAACUGAAUGACAAUUUGCCCCCUCUCGACGCGUUCCUCGACACGAUCGCAGACCUGGAUGAGCAAUGCGCAGAGGCGAAUAUCGAGGAGAACGAUUUCACCACCUACACGUUGGACGAGCUAUCAUACGAGCUGAGUCUCGUCAAGUCCAGCAUCUCCAAGAAGCUUGCCUUCCUAGAGAACCAAACGGUUGCUCGAAACAUGACCAAUCUGACUCCCAUCCAACUGGAAGAAUUCGAAUCAGUCUUCCGCCACUUUGACCGGGAUGCUUCCAACACCUUGCAAGAACUUGAGUUCUCUGCGGCGCUGGCCAGUCUGGGUUUGGUUUAUGAUGAAGAUGAGAUGCACGAAGUGUAUCUGGAGGUCUGUGGGUCAAGUCGGCUGGCACAGAAUGCAGGAGUCAGCUUCGAGCAGUUCAUUCGGUUUAUGGUCAGCGUGACCGAGGACCAAAACACGGCGGAGCAAGUCUUCCAGAGUUUCAAGGAAGUCGCUGAUGGCAAGGUACGGCCCUCUACCCUCAUAUUGUUCUUAAUAUAUGGAAUACUGACAUGGUUUCAGCCCUACGUGACUGAGCUUGAUCUGCGUCACUCGCUCAUCCCCGACGAAGUGAUUGAACACCUGGUAAAGACCAUGCCUCAGCAUGAAGGCCCUGAUCUUCUUGAAGAUCGGGACUUGGCCAAGUUUGACUACAUCAGUUUUAUGGAAAAGAUGAUAGAGCAGAACAAGAGGAACGGGAGUUAG
Molecule: messenger RNA, 2028 nt
Organism: Penicillium lagena
Lineage: Eukaryota; Fungi; Ascomycota; Eurotiomycetes; Eurotiales; Aspergillaceae
Product: alpha-actinin, sarcomeric (f-actin cross linking protein)
Exons: 2
Coding region: 1-2028 (675 amino acids)
Biological process (GO): muscle cell development; actin cytoskeleton organization
Cellular component (GO): plasma membrane; cell junction; cell projection
Molecular function (GO): actin filament binding; calcium ion binding
Source: RefSeq, a predicted model, not a curated record